Molecule: messenger RNA, 3862 nt
Organism: Myodes glareolus (Bank vole)
Lineage: Eukaryota; Metazoa; Chordata; Mammalia; Rodentia; Cricetidae
Source: RefSeq, a predicted model, not a curated record
GGUUACUCCUUCUCCCCAGAUCUUUUCUUCCAGACUUGCCCACUCUUUCCCUUUGGCCAAGGCCGGUUUGAAACUCCCGUGCUACCAAGGACUCUCCCUCCCAGCCCAGCUGCGUCCACCAUCCCGCCUCACCCAGAAUUCAGGCACAGCUUGCCGAAAUGCUUGUUGAGGGCAAGAGCCAAACUGAAGCUUUUGUCCAAGGUCACACUUACUCGAGGCCAAAGCAGGCCAAGUGCUGACAUGGAACAGGCGUCAUCAACAGGCAGAACGGUGCACAUUACUGUGACCAACGGCUAUGAUUUGAAAGGCUUUAAAGGAGACACCCCAGUUACUUUUGUUCGCGCAGAGUUCAACCAGGCAGUUCUCGGAGACUCUGCAAAAACCACUGUCUCUCCAGAAGGGACGGCUAAGUACAGUUUUACUAGCAGUGUUGAGCUCAGUCCGGACGGAGGAGUCACUCUAGAUGACCUCGCCCACAAGCCUUUGUUCCUAACCGUGACUGAGGUUUUACCAAAGGAAAAGAAACAGAAGGAUGAGAAGACCUUAACUCUGGGCCAAGCUGUGGUGGACCUUCUUCCUUUACUGGAAGGAGAGGACUCAUUUGAAACGACGGUCCCGUUACACCCUGUGCAGGGGUCACCCUUAGAAACUCCUCUGCCAGGCUCUAAGCAGUGCAGUCUUGAUGUGAAGGUAUUUGUGACAGAGCCGCUACUGACGGCAGCUCAGGUGUCAGCGAGCAAUCUCCUGAAGGUCACACUGGAGGCCGCCUACUCUGUUCCUGAGUCGUUCAUGCCCGUAGGGCCUCAGCAGAACUACAUGGUUGGGCUGCAAGUUCCAUCAGUUGGAGAGAAAGACUACCCUAUGGUAUUCAAGAACGGAAAUCUGAAGCUUGGAGGAGAAAGAGAACCUGUUCCCCGGCCUAAAAAAUGGCCUAUUGCUAACAUUCUCGCUCCAGGAGCUAAUAACAUUCCUGAUGCAUUCAUUGUGGGUGGUCCCUAUGAGGAGGAGGAAGGAGAACUCAACCACCCUGAGGACAAGGAAUUUAGGAACCAAGCAGAAUGCAUCAAGAAGAGGAUCGUCUGGGACUUGGAGAGUCGCUGCUACCUUGAUCCUUCUGCUGUAGCAAGUUUCCAGAAGCGAAUCGCUGAUUGCCGGCUCUGGCCUGUGGAGAUCACAAGAGUGCCUUUGGUUACUGUACCUAAAGGAAAACCGGGCAAACUUGAGAAGGCCGAUGAUGAAAAUCAGCUUUCGUUUCAUGGUGUGGCAUAUGUCAACAUGGUCCCACUCUUGUAUCCGGGGGUGAAGAGGAUAAGGGGGGCUUUUCAUGUUUAUCCCUACCUGGACAGUACAGUCUUUGAAAAGACCAAAUGUUUGUUCAGCAUAUUCAGGGACACUGGGCACCAUCUGGUUCACAAUAAUAAAGCAGGGGGUCUUAACUCCCCACUGUCGAAACCUGUUUCCAAGAAUCUGAAAGAAGAGAAAGCAGUGAAAGACAAGGAGAUAGAUGGACGGGCUCGACCUGGGGACUUGCAAGCACCUAGCAUAAAAUCCCAGAGCUCAGAUACUCCUCUUGAAGGCGAAACCCCUCUGAGCCACAAUCUAGAAGGACAGCAAUAUUUGGAAGCGGGGACAUACAUUGUCUUGGAGAUUCAGCUGGACAAAGCCUUAGUUCCAAAGCGGAUGCCAGAAGAGCUGGCCAGAAGGGUCAAGGAAAUGAUACCUCCAAGGCCACCUCUCACCCGCCGGACAGGGGGAGCUCAGAAGGCAGUGAGUGAUUACCACACACAGAUCAAGAGCAUUUCCAGAGCCAUCCUGGAUGAAUACCACCGAAUGUUUGGAAAGCAAGUGAUCAAAGUGGGAAGUGAUGUGGACAGUGAAACCUUGGAGGAGCAGAAGUGCCAGCUCAACUAUGAGCUCAACUGCUCUGGAAAGUACUUUGCUUUCAAAGAACAGCUCAAGCACGCGGUGGUAAAGAUUGUGAGAGAGAAAUACUUGAAGACGACAGCAUUUGAAAGCCAGGAGGAGCUGCAGACAUUUAUCAGUGAGCUUUAUGUGUUCUUGGUAGAUCAAAUGCAUGUGGCCUUAAACCAGUCCAUGCCAGAUGGCAUGCAAGGCACCGCCUCAACGAUUCACACCAGCAGUGAGCAGCUUCGACUCUUCGCAUUUGAGGCAGAAGUCAAUGAGAAUUUUGAAAUGGCAGCAGUAUAUUAUGAAGAGAUAACUGUAUGUAUUUUCCAUCUCAAGAUUAUGGCAGUAUCAUUAGCUAUUCAAAGGUUGGUCCGUGAACCCCAGAACCUGGAUCACUGGCUGGAUUAUGGUGCCUUUUGCCUCCUCACAGAAGACAUCACAAAAGCACAGGAGUGUUUCCGGAAAGCCCUUUCUCUGAACGAGAGUCAUAUUCACAGCUUGUUGCUGUGUGGUGUCCUGGCUGUCUUGAUGGAGAACUAUGAGCAAGCAGAAAUCUUCUUUGAGGAUGCUACGUGCUUGGAGCCUACCAGUGUUAUCGCCUGGACUUUACUCGGGUUGUUCUAUGAAAUUCAGAAUAAUGACAUUCGAAUGGAAAUGGCAUUUCACGAGGCCUUCAAACAGCUUCAGGCACGAACCCUGCAAACAAAGCUAAAGAGUGCUGGUACCGUAGAGAAUAUUGACGAUGGCGUGAAGAUGGAGCACAGUUUUGGCCCUUGGGGAGCCAUGCACGAUUCGGCCACAGCCAUGAAAUCAGAAGGCCUGACAGGGAUCAAACUCAGGAGCUCCCACAUGCUGAGUUCUCAUCUCCCGGCUGAGCUGCAGUCCCAGCCCCAAGGACCAAGCACUGUGUUGUCCAGUCUAGACGAGUUUAUUGAAGAAUCAUCUAAGGCGCAUUCUGAGUCACAGGAACCAAUAAUGACUUUACAGCCUCUGGAACCUUCUCUUGCCCAGAAAUCAUCCAAUGUGCUAUUAAAAGAGCUAACAGGGAAAAAAGAAACAUCGAAAUGUCAAGAUUCCUCGACCUUUUUGCAUUCUACCUCUCAUGCCAUUCCCCAAGCUCCUGCCACAAUCUUCAUGGAGACCAUUCGCUUUCUGAUGAAGGUCAAUGCUGUGCAGUUUGUGCACAGAGUCCUGGCCCAUGAGUUGCUGUGCCCUCAGGGAGGACCCAGCUGUGAGUAUUAUCUGGCUCUGGCCCAGACACACCUUCUCAAGAAGGACUUUGCCAAGACAGAGGAAUACCUUCAGCAAGCAGCCCAGAUGGACUAUCUGAACCCUAAUGUCUGGGGUGUGAAGGGCCAUCUCUAUUUUCUGAGCGGCGAUCAUGCGGAGGCCAAGGCAUGCUAUGAGCGAACUGUUAGUUUUGUAGUUGACGCUUCUGAGAUGCACUUCAUCUUCCUACGCCUGGGACACAUCUACCUGGAGGAGAAGGAGUAUGAAAAGGCAAAGAGAACCUACAUGCAAGCCUGUAAGAGAUCGCCUUCAUGCCUGACCUGGCUAGGACUAGGCAUUGCCUGUUACAGGCUGGAGGAGCUCACAGAGGCUGAAGACGCUCUCUCCGAAGCCAAUGCACUGAAUAACUACAAUGCUGAAGUAUGGGCUUAUCUGGCUCUGGUCUGUCUGAAAGUUGGACGACAGCUGGAAGCCGAGCAGGCCUACAAGUACACAAUAAAGCUGAAACUGAAAGAUGAGGCUCUGCUUACAGAAAUCCACACCGUUCAGGAAAUGGUUGGCUUUGGAGAUCCAUCUUUCUGACAUCCUUAAAAAUGGAUAUUCAAUAUGGAACUACAAGCAUCUCAUCUUCCUUCCCAAAUUGUCACUAGAUAAAACCUGACCUCUCCCCCAUUAACUGUUAACUAUAAAUCAGAUCACAAUUAAAAAGGAAAAAUCAAAUGUA